GCAUUUGAUGUCUUUUUGAAGGGUGGUGGUGCAAUGCAGGUGGAUCGUUCGAAACCGUUUCUCUGGAUUAAAGAAAAGUUGUGGGCGAACGUUCUUGCACUCUCAGAAAAUGUACCGCGGUCCUUCAAGCAGCUUCCCGACCUCAUUAUGCGCAAUGAACAGGCAUGGCGACAGUUCAUUGACUCCGACGCCAUUGAAAACUUGCCAGUCCCUGACAUCAACGAGAAACUGGACAGUUUUGAUCGUCUUCUCAUCGUGCGUGCCCUGCGUGAGGACCGCACGAUGCUUGCCGCCAACCAAUACGUCUCUCGGACACUUGGAAAAGAGUUUGCAGAGCCGCAGCAUCUUGACCUUCAUGACGUCGUGGAGGAAACAACUGGCUUGACACCCAUUGUGUUCCUCCUGUCGCAGGGCUCUGACCCGACGACGCUUAUUGAGGCGGCGGCAAAGUCGCUCAAGAAGAAGAUAUUCCCCAUUUCCAUGGGUCAGGGACAGGAAGAAGCGGCGAUGAACAUCGUGAACAACGCAUGGACCAACGGGGACUGGGCCCUGUUGCAGAACUGUCAUCUUGGCCUGCCGUUCCUGCUGCAGUUGGAGGAAAAACUACGCCAGCAACUUUUGCCUGGUGGGAAAAAGGUGGAAAUCCACGAGGAGGCACGCUUGUGGGUGACGACAGAGCCACACAAGGCCUUCCCUAUUGGACUACUGCAGAUGUCCAUCAAGCUGACCAAUGAACCGCCACAAGGUAUCCGGGCAAGUCUUGUGCGUACAUACUCUUGGUUGUCACAAGACUACCUUGAAAUGUUCCGUCGUCCAGAGUGGAAGCCCAUGCUUUUUACUCAGUGCUUCCUCCACUCCGUUGUGGUGGAGCGGCGCAAGUUUGGUCCGAUUGGUUUCAGUGUACCCUAUGAAUUCAACCAGGGUGACUGGACCGCCUCCGUUCAAUUCCUCAUCAAUCACAUGACAACAAUUGGCGAGAAUCUCAAGAAUCCAGUAAACCGCGACACGGUGUGUUACAUGGUUGCUGAAAUUCAGUACGGUGGUCGUAUCACAGACAACAACGAUCGUGCUCUUUUCAAGGCCAUCACAGAGUUUCUUUACGAUCUCCGCAUCACCAACCCGGAUCGGGUUCGGGACGCCAAGCUCCUUGGGGCCGGUAAUAACACCAAUAGAGCCAGCCACAAUGCAAACACGGGUGGGGAGCGGA
Messenger RNA from Trypanosoma cruzi, 1207 nucleotides. RefSeq names its product dynein heavy chain, putative. Gene Ontology annotation, cellular component: dynein complex. The annotation marks the transcript as partial. Gene Ontology annotation, biological process: microtubule-based movement. The record is from RefSeq and is a predicted model, not a curated record. Gene Ontology annotation, molecular function: dynein intermediate chain binding; dynein light intermediate chain binding; minus-end-directed microtubule motor activity. NCBI's taxonomy places the organism in Eukaryota, Euglenozoa, Kinetoplastea, Trypanosomatida, Trypanosomatidae. The transcript has a single exon.